AUGAAGUACCUCGCACUCAGCAGUUAUCUUUUCCUAUCUUUAGUUGUAGUCAGAGCUCACAACAUCUCGUCGGCUGAUGAUGCCACCACCACCUUACCUGCUGACGCUGCCAACUACACCUCACUUUCUCCUGAGAGCAUACCCGCGCAAGCCAACCAGACCACUUCAGUAGCUCAGUCUGUCAGCACUGAAACCACCACCGAUAGCGUUGCGGUCGAUGACAGCGCCAACAACUGGUCGAAUGAUGAUACUACCGCUCAAAACACCUCACCUGCUGAUGCUGGCAACAACACCUCCCUACAGGGCACAUGCGUGGCCGCCAACAUGAACGACACAGCAGUCAAUGUAACCAGUUAUGAAAUCACCUACGGGAACGAUUCGGUUCAAGACGUCAGUAAUAACGCAUUAUGCAGUACGACAGUCAUCAACGCCAGUUUCUCAGAUUGGGAGGCUAGCAACCUCACGACGACCGUCGAAGUGAAUCAAACACUCACCCAUCAAGUCAUGAAUCACACACUAUGUUAUAAUUAUUUCCUUGAGAAAGAUGGUUGCGUCCAAACCUCUACUGACCGACCGUGUAGCAGUAAUACCACUUCUGGAAAUACAGCAAACUAUAUUGGAACUUUUGAAACUCGACCCUCAAGAAGACGACUUGGACGUCGCUAUGAUAGUACCAAUGGAUCACUUAGCAUAAAUGGCGGAGAUGGGAUCUGCGGUCCCUACAACACUGACACCACGUCAGGUGUAUGUCUAUGGUCUGGAUCAAACUGGGUCGAUGGAUCAGACCCUCAGACAGCCGGAUGGUUAAACGGUGCUGCGACUGGUAACUGUGGAAAGCAAGUUUACAUCCAACGUCAAAAUCAACCCGAAACUGUUCAAUAUGCUCCAGUGUUAGAUGGCUGUAAUUUCUGGACCAGGCAACCAGAGGUGGGAUGCUUCCAAAUCUGGAUGACAAAGGAUUUAUUCGAUAAAUUUUCUCCAACUGAAGAAGAAAGUCAAAACUUGCUAAUAAGUUCAACUUUCACUUGGGAUUUUGACAACCUUCAUGGUCAAUCACCUCAAAAUGCUCCAUUGUAA
Messenger RNA from Melampsora larici-populina 98AG31, 1077 nucleotides. RefSeq lists its product as uncharacterized. The record is from RefSeq and is a predicted model, not a curated record. Lineage: Eukaryota; Fungi; Basidiomycota; Pucciniomycetes; Pucciniales; Melampsoraceae. The coding region runs from base 1 to 1077 and encodes 358 amino acids. The transcript is spliced from 10 exons.